Messenger RNA from Elgaria multicarinata webbii, 1341 nucleotides. RefSeq names its product 5-hydroxytryptamine receptor 1A (gene HTR1A). Gene Ontology annotation, biological process: regulation of behavior; regulation of hormone secretion; regulation of vasoconstriction. Lineage: Eukaryota; Metazoa; Chordata; Lepidosauria; Squamata; Anguidae. The transcript has a single exon. Gene Ontology annotation, cellular component: plasma membrane. Bases 1 to 1311 code for a protein of 436 amino acids. The record is from RefSeq and is a predicted model, not a curated record. Gene Ontology annotation, molecular function: G protein-coupled serotonin receptor activity; dopamine neurotransmitter receptor activity, coupled via Gs.
AUGGAGAUCCCCAACAGCACGACGGCAGCCGCGGCCAACGGCAGCCAGCCGGCGUCCAGCCCGGCGCCCGCGUUCAGCCUGGGCUACCAGCUGGGCACGUCGGUGGCGCUGGGCGCGCUAAUCCUCUUCGCUGUGCUGGGCAACGUGUGCGUGAUCGCGGCCAUCGCCCUGGAGCGCUCCCUGCAGACGGUGGCCAACUACCUGAUCGGCUCGCUGGCCGUCACCGACCUGAUGGUGUCGGUGCUGGUGCUGCCCAUGGCCGCCCUGUACCAGGUGCUGGGCAAGUGGACGCUGGGCCAGGUGACCUGCGACAUCUUCAACUCGCUCGACGUGCUGUGCUGCACCUCGUCCAUCCUCCACCUGUGCGCCAUCGCCCUGGACCGCUACUGGGCCAUCACCGACCCCAUCGACUACGUCAACAAGCGCACGCCCCGCCGGGCCGCCGUCCUCAUCAGCCUCACCUGGCUGAUCGGCUUCCUCAUCUCCAUCCCGCCCAUGCUGGGCUGGCGCACGCCCGAGGACCGCUCCGACCCCAACGCCUGCACCAUCAGCAAGGACCCCGGCUACACCAUCUACUCCACCUUCGGCGCCUUCUACAUCCCGCUCAUCCUCAUGCUGGUCCUCUACGGGCGCAUCUUCAAGGCGGCCCGCUUCCGCAUCCGAAAGACCGUGAAGAAGCAGCCGCAGCAGCAGCAGCAGCAGCAGGACAAGGAGGCCGACACUUGCCUCUCCGCCUCGCCCGUCAGCGAGCCCAAGCGGAGCAACGGCGCCCCCCCGCAGCUGGCCAGGGGCUGCCGAAACGCCCUGGAGCCCAAAGGGGCGGCUGGCUCCUGUCUCAACGGCACCGUCCGGCAGGGAGAGGACGGCCCGGUGGCCCCCUCCACCUUGGAGAUCCUCGAGGUGACGCCGUCGAACUCCACCAAGGGCCACCUGCCCCUGCCCAACCACCACCACCACCACCACCAUCCCCUUCCCCAAGGCGGGGCCGCCACGCCGGCCACCGAGCGCAAGAACGAGCCCAAGAACGCCGAGGCAAAGCGCAAGAUGGCCCUGGCCCGCGAGAGGAAGACGGUCAAGACCCUGGGCAUCAUCAUGGGCACCUUCAUCCUCUGCUGGCUGCCCUUCUUCAUCGUGGCCCUGGUGCUGCCCUUCUGUGACUCGGGCUGCUACAUGCCGGAGUGGCUGGGCGCUGUCAUUAACUGGCUGGGCUACUCCAACUCGCUCCUCAACCCCGUCAUCUAUGCUUACUUCAACAAAGAUUUCCAAAGUGCUUUUAAGAAGAUCGUCAAGUGCAAGUUUUGCAGGCAGUGAGGGAGCGGGGGAGGAGAAGCGCCGGCCAAA